AUGGUCAACAAGAACAAGCUGGCCCAGAAAUAUGGCGGCAAGCCACAAGCAAGCAACAAGAUCGUUGUUCCCGAGGUUGAAACUACAGGUAGACGCCUUUGUAACUGCCAAGCACGACUCCAUGCGCUAGUGAGAAAUUGUCUCGGAUGCGGAAAGAUCGUUUGCGUGCAAGAAGGCAGUGGCCCGUGCAUGGUUUGCGGCACGCUGGUUUGUACAGAAGAAGAAAAAGAGAUACUUCAACGAAACUCGCGGAAAUCGGCCGAGCUUUACAAGAAGUUGACCGGGAAAGAAAUGCCGGCGGGAGGGAUCCAUUCUCUGGCUGCAAUUGGGCACCAAGUCGAAUUGGCAAGGGAUUUUCGAGAUCGACUUUUGAUCGCUGAUGCGGAUACGGAACGAAGGACGCGUGUCAACGACCUCGAAUCCGACUACUGCAACAUCGAUCGAAAUCCCUAUUUGACAAAAGAGGAACGUGCCCAAAUCGUUCAAAGGCGAGACGAAUUGAAGCGGAUGCGCGAAGAACAAAAACGCUCGAUGAUCCUCAACAUCGACCUGGAGAAUAUGGUCGCUACGCACACGGAUACCGACAAGCGCGCCACUGAUCCGAACUACGACCCCGUGAUUCGAACAAUAUUGGAAAAGUCGGAGACGCGCAGGCAGUUGGCCGAGGUGAACGUGCCGGUGAGCGCGCAAUGGGAACCGAAGGGCUUCAUCCCACAGUACGCCCAACAAUUUGCGCACAAGCCGACCGAAGUGACGGAAGUCAGCGAGCUGUGCUAUUUCAACGAAGAGGCCCUGGCAGCCGAGACAGAGCGUGCUGGUUAUGCUGUCGCUUUGCCGCAGCCGGCAGGCUCGUACCUGGCGAAUGGAUUGUUGAAAUACAUUCGCUGGGAUGAAGACUUGCUGCUGAAGGGCCCACUCUAUGUUUGUGCAAAGACUGAUGCGACCCCACAAGCAGAUAUCGAUGCUUUCAGCAAAAAUUUGAAGACUGGUGCCUCGGCUCCUUCGGGAUUUCCGACUGGUUGUGUCGUCGGCAAGGCUUACCUAGACGAAGUGAUGACGCUGACGGACUACUCGGAUGAGGUCGACAAGAAGCACUUGCCGUUCGGAAGCGGCGACUUUGUGCUCCACUUCUCGCACGUCAUCCCGCUCGCCGUCCCGGUGCCCUAUCUCCCGCAAAGCAACUUUUUCCAAGUCGAACCCUCAUUCCGUGAUGUUUUAGCUAAAGUUUUUGUG
This is a messenger RNA of Mesorhabditis spiculigera, 1233 nucleotides long. Lineage: Eukaryota; Metazoa; Nematoda; Chromadorea; Rhabditida; Rhabditidae. The record is from the annotation of a GenBank genome assembly.